CUCCUGGUUGAGGACCGCCUACUUUUCGAAGUUUCUAGUAGCAGGAGAGAAAGAGAGAGAGAAACCCACAACACAACAUUAGCAGUGUGGUGUGCGCUGCUCGCCAGACUGUUAUAAUGUUGGUCUCUUUGCGCUCAUAAAGCCAUGUUUGCAUUCAGAGCAGAAUUGUCUGUGUUUCUUGGUUCGAGAAGAAUAACUGGGUAAACUAGCACUACACUGGCGUUCAGACUGACAGGUGAUCAUGUUUGGGUGUUUAGUUGCAGGCAGAUUGGUCCAAACCGACGCCCAGCAGGUUGCUGGUGAUAAAUUUGUGUUCAACCUGCCUGACUAUGAGAAUGUUAACCACGUGGUGGUGUUUAUGCUGGGCACAGUGCCUUUCCCUGCUGGCAUGGGAGGUGCAGUUUACUUCUCCUUCCCUGAUCCGAGUGUGGGCCAGGUGUGGCAGCUGCUGGGCUUCAUCACCAACGAAAAGCCAAGUGCCAUCUUUAAAAUCUCUGGCCUGAAAGCUGGUGAAGGUGGAACCCAUCCGUUUGGGAUGAUGUCUGCCCCACAGGCUGCCUCAGUGGCUCAGGUUGGCGUUUCUGUUGAACCCCUUGACCAGCUCGCUCAACAGACACCAGUUUCCAAUGCAACCGUCUCCACCAUGGAUUCCUUCACACAGUUCACCCAGAAGAUGUUGGAGAGCCUGUACAACUUCACUUCCUCCUUUGCGCUGUCACAAGCGCAGAUGACGCCAAACCCCUCAGAAAUGUAUGUUCCAGCCAGCUCCAUCCUUAAAUGGUAUGAAAACUUCCAGAGACGAAUGGUGCAGAAUCCCAACUUCUGGAAGACAUGACAUGCUUUAUUGACCGAGCUCUUAAUUAACAGGGAAGCAGAAAAUUGUGAAUUCAUAUUAAUAUUUGGCCUGUCUUGAAACGCCUCACUUAAGAAAUAUGCCAAUCGAUAUAUCUCCUGUAUUUUCUAGCUCUUGUGGAACAGCAGACAAGUUAAUGCAGUAUUACUGCAAGUGUUUUAAUACAGUGGACACUGAUUGGUUGGAUGAGUUACAGAAUUUUCAUACUGAAUGACUUUAUUUUGUAGUUAUAAAAAUACAGUCCUUCACAUGUUGACCUAUGUAGGCUGGUGUUCUAGACAACAAAGGAUUUGAAUUUUUUUUUUUUUUAAAUUGCUUCAUGUCUGUAAUAAAGCUUCAAGAAGAAUA
Molecule: messenger RNA, 1201 nt
Organism: Neoarius graeffei (lesser salmon catfish)
Lineage: Eukaryota; Metazoa; Chordata; Actinopteri; Siluriformes; Ariidae
Gene: hikeshi
Product: heat shock protein nuclear import factor hikeshi
Exons: 5
Coding region: 242-835 (197 amino acids)
Biological process (GO): protein import into nucleus
Cellular component (GO): nucleus; cytosol
Molecular function (GO): Hsp70 protein binding; nuclear import signal receptor activity
Source: RefSeq, a predicted model, not a curated record